AUGUCGCUGAAGUCUAGAUCAUUACACUACCAACAGUUCACCGUGUCCUUCCCUGACGAACGCAUUGUUCUCGUCACUUUGAACAGACCAGACAAGCUCAACUGCAUUGAUCAGGCAACAAGCAAAGAAAUUGCCAAGAUAUGGGAGCUGUUCGACCAAGAUGACAGCUUGGUAGUUGGCAUCAUCACAGGCAAUGGUAGAGCUUUCUGUACAGGUGCCGACCUAGGAGAGUGGAAUGAGAUGAACAGACGCGGCAUCGUCAACGACAUGUCAGCGCCAGGCCUUGCUGGCUUGCCACGCAGAGCAGGGAAGAAGCCCAUCAUCGCCGCCGUCAACGGUAUCACAAUGGGAGGAGGCUUCGAGAUGGUCGCAAACUGCGACCUUGUAGUCGCUGUCUCCUCGGCCGUCUUCUCACUGCCCGAGGUGAAGAGGGGUAUCGUUCCUGUCGCAGGCUGUUUACCUCGCUUGACCCGGACCCUUGGCCUGCAGCGAACGACGGAUCUUGUACUUACGGGCAGAAAUGUAACAGCCAAGACGCUGUUUGAUUGGGGUCUUAUAACUGAGUUGGUUGACUCUGCUGAAGAAGUUGUGCAGGCUGCCGUCAGGACCGCACAACUCAUGUGCAAGAACAGUCCUGAUGCUUUGAUCGUUGGUCGUUUGGGCAUCAGAUUGAGCUGGGAAUCUGGCAGCGUGGAGGGAACCGUGACUACUCUGGCCAAUGAGUGGUAUCCUCGUCUUGUCCAAGGCGAGAACUUCAAAGAGGGUAUCAAGGCAUUUACGGAGAAGCGCUCACCAGUUUGGGUAUCUUCAAAGCUUUAA
Molecule: messenger RNA, 819 nt
Organism: Aureobasidium subglaciale EXF-2481
Lineage: Eukaryota; Fungi; Ascomycota; Dothideomycetes; Dothideales; Saccotheciaceae
Exons: 2
Coding region: 1-819 (272 amino acids)
Biological process (GO): fatty acid beta-oxidation
Cellular component (GO): mitochondrion
Molecular function (GO): enoyl-CoA hydratase activity
Source: RefSeq, a predicted model, not a curated record